Messenger RNA from Rubroshorea leprosula, 1008 nucleotides. The record is from the annotation of a GenBank genome assembly. NCBI's taxonomy places the organism in Eukaryota, Viridiplantae, Streptophyta, Magnoliopsida, Malvales, Dipterocarpaceae.
CUCCACUCUCUUGCUUUAAUUUCCCUGUUCAAUAUCAGAUCUUGUGAAAAUUCAUCUCAGCAAGAUGGCAUUGAGCAACAAUGUCAUUGGAGCAAUCAACUUCGUUGCCAUGCUUCUGUCCAUUCCCAUCAUUGGAGCUGGUAUCUGGCUUGGAAAUGAACCAGACAACUCUUGUGUCAAGAUCCUUCAAUGGCCUGUUAUUAUUCUGGGUGUUUUGAUCCUAGUUGUGGCUCUAGCAGGCUUCAUAGGGGCAUUCUGGCGCAUUCCUUGGCUGCUCAUCCUAUACCUCAUAGCAAUGCUUGCCCUGAUAAUACUGCUUGCUUGCUUGGUCGUUUUGAUUUAUAUGGUCACCAUUAGAGGUUCCGGUCACGUUGAGCCAAACCGCGCCUACUUGGAGUAUGAUCUGAAUGACUUUUCUGGCUGGCUUCGCCGAAGGGUUAGAAGUUCCUUUAAGUGGGAUCGUAUUAAAGCCUGUCUUAGCACCACAAACAUGUGUGCUGAGUUGAAUCAGCGUUACCGCAUGGCUCAAGAUUUCUUCAAUGCCCGUAUAAACCCUAUCCAGUCGGGAUGUUGUAAGCCACCAACACAAUGCGGAUACACGUUUAUAAACCCCACAUACUGGAUCAGCCCCAUAAACACAGCAGCAGACAUGGACUGCCUGCAGUGGAGCAAUGACCAGAACCAGUUAUGCUACAAUUGUGAUUCAUGCAAGGCAGGGUUACUUGCCAACAUCAAGGAAGAAUGGAGAAAAGCAGAUAUCAUACUACUCAUAACACUGGUUGCCCUGAUAUGCGUGUAUGUGGUGGGCUGCUGUGCCUUCAGGAAUGCCAAAACAGAGGAUAUAUUCAGAAAAUACAAACAGGGUUACACAUAAGAGGGUGUUAUGUAGUAGUAAUGCUUGUAAUGGAGCAUAAGGGGAUUGGUUUGAAAUGGUUAUUGUAUUUUGUAUUAGAAUUCAAGACCCUUCGCUUUUUUUUAUAUAUAUAUAUAUAAAGGUUAUGAUUAGUA